UAUGCAGAUGCUGGCAGACUGUUUUAGAACGGUAUCGAACAUUCGAAUAGAACAGGUUCUGAAUAAGAACCGACUGACUGUCAAUUUCAAACCCUGCUUUAGGAUGAAGGCUUGAUGUGCCGUGUCUGGGUGGCAGUAGUGCUCUGCGCGCGAGGCUCUCACAGACUCAUUCGUCACGGUCAGAGCCGCUUUCUGGGCGGAGAAAAAAAAGAAAUCCAAGUAACCCUCCAGUCGACACUCAGCAGAGCAGCAGCCGCAGUUCAAAACGGAGGACUCUCACGUGGAAUAUCCUGCAGACGUGUUAAAUAAAAGAAAAUAGAAGCAUCUCAUCCAAAGCAAUCACAUUAUCUUUUGGAUUCCCAACAGGUUUGAUGUCGGCUGAUCUGGUGUGAAUCGUUUACCAGUUUAACUUCUGUGUUUGGGGAGAGGAGGUACAUUUCAGCUACAUUCGGGUCUUGUAAACGGAAUGAAUGACCAAGACAAAGGUUGACCCCGGUUCCCCGACGCAUUUUGUCUCGUCGAAGGAGAAGAGGCAAAAGCAGAAAAUGGAGAGCAGCACUGGAGAACAAGAGCAGCCGCAGCCGUCACAACAGCAGCCCGCGCAGCCGCUUCAAGUUACCGAGAAAAAGAAAAUACACCGGGCACCGUCUCCAGCAAGACCCAAGGAUGUGCCCGGGUGGUCCCUCACUAAAAUCCGCGGCGGUAUCGGCACGCCGACGCUGAGCGUGAAACCGGGGGCCAUAUAUUUAGGUGGCCGCGUGUCCAGACGGAGCCCGGUUACCGGGAAGGAGACAAAAACUGAGAAGAGUAAACCCGUGCUGUCCGCGCCCGGUGCCCAGAAGAGCUGCGUGAAGUCUAAUAAAAGCGGCCGGAGAAAAGUUUCGGACACCAGCAUCGGAUCGGAUGAUUUGAGCAAGGACUCCGGCUGCGCUGCGGGGAAACUCUCCCCCACCGACAGCAGCUCCGAGCUUUCCGACUGCGCCUCCGAGGAGAAUAAAGUCUCCACAGAUGCGCUGAGCAGCGACACCGAGACCAGCAGCCGCGGGGGGAUCGACGGAGAGAAAGCGCCUGCGGAACACGGACUGUUGGACAAGAGUGGUCAAACCAAGACCAGCGUGGAGAAAGACCGGCUCUCGCUGGGGAUGGAGACCGCAGAGGGGAGCGUCUCUCCCGGCGAUGAGCGCUCGCUCGCCUCGUUCGACAGCAGGAUUCCCGCCAGCACGUCCUUGGCGUUCUCGGACCUGACUGAGGAAUUAAUGGAUGGGAUGCAGGAGGAAUUUGUCAGGGAAAUAGAGGAACUCAGGUCGGAGAAUGAUUAUUUAAAGGACGAGAUGGAGGAGCUCCGCUCGGAGAUGCUGGAGAUGAGGGACAUGUACAUGGAGGAGGAUGUCUAUCAGCUCCAGGAGCUCAGACAGCAGCUGGAUCAGGCCAACAAGACCUGCCGCAUCCUGCAGUACCGCCUCAAGAAGGCAGAGAGACGCAGCAUCCGCGUGGCCCAGACCGGACAAGUGGACGGGGAGCUUAUCCGAACACUGGAGCAAGACGUCAAGGUGGCCAAAGACGUGUCCAUCCGUCUGCACAAUGAGCUGGACGCUGUGGAGAAGAAGAGAUCUCGUCUGGAGCAGGAGAACGAGGAGCUGAGGGUGAAACUGCAGGAUCUGGAGGUGGCCAAGCAGGUCCUGCAAGCAGAGAUGGAGAAGGCCAGAGAGGUAAGACGUGUUUAAAAUGAGCUGUAGAUAUGACACGUAUCAAAUUUGUG
Carassius auratus (goldfish) is the source of this 1759-nucleotide messenger RNA. RefSeq names its product microtubule cross-linking factor 1-like. The transcript is spliced from 3 exons. Bases 471 to 1724 code for a protein of 417 amino acids. The record is from RefSeq and is a predicted model, not a curated record. Lineage: Eukaryota; Metazoa; Chordata; Actinopteri; Cypriniformes; Cyprinidae.